Molecule: messenger RNA, 2375 nt
Organism: Brassica rapa (field mustard)
Lineage: Eukaryota; Viridiplantae; Streptophyta; Magnoliopsida; Brassicales; Brassicaceae
Product: long chain acyl-CoA synthetase 6, peroxisomal
Biological process (GO): fatty acid metabolic process
Cellular component (GO): membrane; endoplasmic reticulum
Molecular function (GO): long-chain fatty acid-CoA ligase activity
Source: RefSeq, a predicted model, not a curated record
UCACGAAAUCAACGGAUAGCGACAUCAGCAUAGAGAGAGAGAGUUACAAAAAGCGUGCUCUCUUCCCGGAUCAAUCCACUCUCUCUCUCUCUCUUAUUCAGAUUCCGAAUCGGAUCAUGGAUUCUUCCUCCGCCGCGCGCCGCCGCAUAAACUCCAUCCACUCCCAUCUCGUCACGUCCUCUCGCUCCUCCCCUCUCCUCCGCUCCAAUCCCACGGCCGGCGAGUUCUGUCUCGAUAAUGGAUACAGCGUUGCGCUUCCCGAGAAACUGAGCACUGGCGAUUGGAACGUCUACAGAUCUGCUCGAUCUCCGUUUAAGCUCGUUAGCAGAUUCCCUGAUCAUCCUGAUAUCGCCACUCUCCAUGACAACUUUGAGCAUGCUGUUCAUGAUUUUCGGGAUUACAAGUACUUAGGAACUCGCGUUCGCGUCGACGGAACAGUUGGAGACUACAAAUGGAUGACGUAUGGUGAAGUUGGUACGGCGAGAACUGCUAUAGGUUCUGGUUUGGUUCACCACGGAAUCACCAUGGGAUCUACUGUUGGAAUUUACUUUAUCAACCGCCCAGAGUGGCUCAUUGUUGAUCAUGCUUGUUCUGCUUAUUCUUAUGUGUCGGUUCCUUUGUAUGAUACUCUUGGUCCUGAUGCUGUACAAUUUAUUGUCAAUCAUGCAAAUGUGCAAGCCAUUUUUUGUGUGGCGGAGACGUUAAACUCCUUAAUUAGCGGCUUGUCUGAGAUGCCAAGUGUACGCCUCGUGGUGGUUGUUGGAGGGUUGAAUGAAUCUUUGCCUUCCCUUCCCGCAUCAGCAGGAGUGAAAGUCGUCUCAUAUUCAGUGUUACUGAAUCAGGGACGCAGUAAACCUCAGCCGUUCGUACCACCAAAACCAGAUGAUGUUGCAACCAUAUGCUAUACAAGCGGAACAACUGGGACCCCCAAGGGAGUCGUAUUGACUCAUGCAAACUUGAUUUCAAAUGUUGCUGGAUCCAGUUUUAGUGUGAAGUUUUUCUCUUCAGAUAUUUACAUUUCAUAUCUCCCGCUGGCACACAUUUACGAACGAUCAAAUCAAAUCCUAACCGUGUACUUUGGAGUUGCUGUUGGUUUCUACCAAGGGGACAAUAUGAAACUACUGGAUGAUUUGGCGGCUCUGAGACCUACUGUAUUCAGCAGUGUUCCUCGAUUAUACAAUAGAAUAUAUGAUGGUAUCAAUAAUGCUGUAAAAUCCUCUGGCGGGCUGAAAGAGAGGCUCUUCAAUGCUGCCUAUAAUGCAAAGAAGCAGGCUCUCCUAAAUGGAAAGAAUGCUUCUGGAAUAUGGGACAGGCUGGUCUUUAAUAAAAUAAAGGACAAACUUGGAGGCCGGGUUCGUUUUAUGACGUCUGGGGCUUCACCUCUGUCUCCUGAAGUCAUGGAAUUUAUGAAAAUAUGCUUUGGAGCAAGGGUUUUAGAGGGAUAUGGGAUGACUGAAACAGCUUGUGUUAUAAGUGGGAUGGACGAGGGUGAUAACCUCAUUGGACAUGUUGGCUCUCCUAAUCCAGCUUGUGAAAUAAAGCUUGUGGAUGUCCCGGAAAUGAACUAUACAUCGGCAGAUCAGCCCAAUCCCCGCGGCGAAAUUUGUGUGAGGGGUCCUAUUGUUUUUAGAGGCUAUUACAAAGAUGAAGUUCAAACGAAGGAAGUGGUUGAUGAAGAUGGAUGGCUUCACACUGGAGAUAUAGGCCUGUGGCUUCCGGGAGGACGUCUACAAAUUAUUGACAGGAAGAAGAACAUCUUCAAGUUGGCGCAAGGGGAGUACAUAGCUCCAGAGAAGAUUGAAAACGUGUAUGCCAAAUGCAAAUUUGUGGGACAAUGCUUCAUAUAUGGUGAUAGCUUUAAUUCAUCAUUGGUCGCUGUUGUAUCGGUUGAUCCAGAUGUGCUUAAAAGCUGGGCCGCUUCGCAAGGCAUUAAGCAUGGAGAUCCGAGGGAAUUGUGCAAUAACCCGAGAGUGAAAGCAGCAGUAGUAUCUGACAUGGACGCUGUUGGAAGAGAAGCUCAGUUGAGAGGCUUUGAGUUUGCAAAAGCUGUGACGUUGGUGCUGGAGCCAUUCACGCUAGAAAAUGGCUUGUUGACACCGACGUUAAAGAUUAAGAGACCACAAGCAAAGGAAUAUUUCGCAGAAGCAAUAACAAACAUGUACAAGGAGCUUGCUGCUUCUGAUCCCACCCACCGCUAAUAAAGCUUUGUGAUUCCAGAGUGAUUAAUAACAACAAGUCCACCCAAACUGUAUUCUUUUUCAUUUUUAUUCUUGCUACAUAUUUAUUGAAUGCUCGUCAACGUAAUAAAGGUGCUACAUUAUAUACAUACUAAUAAGUUUUUCUGUGUAAUAAAGAAAGGCAAAACAUUCUGAAUU